AGUCAGCAAUACAAAUCUCCCUUAAGCCCACUAAAACCCAUAAGGAAAAAACAAAAUUGUAAGAAAGGAGCGACGCAAGAAGAGUCAAUAGAAUCAAAGCAAAGAACCAAGAAAGUUUAUUUCACACCACACACUCAUUAUAUGUAUAAAUACACAAAACCCCAAACAACUUCUUCAACUUUCUCUUCUCAACUUUCGAGUAUUCCACACAUACACACACACUUUAGACUUUUCUUCAAAAACAUAAAUCCACAGCUCGUGAAGGACAAAGAACAUGGAGAUUAAGUCUUGUCUGAGGAUAAUGACCAGAGCCAGAGGCAUGUUGCUCCUUAUAGUAACGAUGACAUGGCUCGUAGCCGGAGGAGACGCAGGAGACACGAAGAAAGAGGACCGACUGUUCAAUCUUGAAAAGCUAGAGAUGUUCGUUGAAGACCUUCCCCAUAUACCCACUCUUCAUGGCUUCCACUCUGUAAAUGGCCUACUCAAACCCAAAUCUCUUCACAUCGGCAUGUUCUUCAAGAAAUGGAAGUUCCACAGAGACUUGCCUGCCACGCCAGUGUUCGCAUACGGUACAUCCAAGCGUACGGCAACAGUUCCAGGACCUACGAUAGAAGCCGUUUAUGGCGUAGACACUUACGUGACGUGGCGAAAUCACCUCCCUUCAACUCAUAUCCUCCCUUGGGAUCCAACGAUCUCCCCGGCUAUCCCUAAACACGGCGGCGUUCCCACGGUUGUUCACUUGCAUGGAGGCAUCCACGAACCAACCAGCGAUGGUAACGCUGAUUCAUGGUUCACCGCUGGUUUCAAAGAGACAGGAUCCAAAUGGACUAAAAAGAGUACUCAUUACGUCAACAAGCAACACCCUGGUAACAUGUGGUACCAUGACCACGCCGCCGGUUUGACCAGAGUCAACCUUCUCGCUGGUUUGUUAGGUGCUUACAUUCUCCGCCAUAGCUCUGUUGAGUCGCCCCUUCGGUUACCAACCGGCCGCGAGUUCGAUCGUCCUCUGGUCAUAUUCGAUCGAAGUUUCCGUAGAGAUGGCUCCAUUUACAUGAACGCCACAGGGAACAAUCCGUCCAUACAUCCGCAGUGGCAGCCAGAGUAUUUCGGCGACGCCAUCAUCGUGAACGGAAAAGCUUGGCCGCGGCUAACAGUUCGCCGUCGGAAAUACAGAUUUAGAAUCAUAAACGCUAGCAACGCUAGGUUUUUCCGGUUCUUCUUCUCCAACGGUCUUGACUUUACCGUCAUUGGUUCUGACUCGGCAUAUCUAUCAAAACCGGAACGAACCAAAUCAGUUCUCCUAGCUCCAUCAGAGAUCAUCGAUGUUGUUGUUGACUUCUCGAAAUCAAAGUCGGAAACAGCAAUCCUAGCUAACAAUGCACCUUAUCCUUACCCUUCGGGAGAUCCUGUCACGGAAGAGAACAGCAAAGUCAUGAAGUUUAUAAUCAAGAACAAAUCAGAAGUUGACACAUCGACCAUUCCAAAGAAGCUUAUCGAAUACCCUCCUGCUCACGUAUCAACCUCGUCCCGUACACGUUACAUCGCCAUGUUCGAGUAUGUAUCAAGCGCUGACGAGCCAACACAUCUUUACAUCAAUGGCUUGCCAUACAAUGCUCCUAUAACAGAAACUCCUAAAAUAGGCACCAGCGAGGUGUGGGAAGUGAUCAAUCUAACUGAAGAUAACCAUCCGUUGCAUAUUCACUUGGGGUUGUUCAAAGUGUUAGAGCAGACGGCCUUGGUGAAGACUGAGGAGUUCACCGACUGCAUGACGAAGAGAAACGACGCCGUCAAGUGCAAUAUCAACAAGUACGCAAUCGGGAACAAAACUGCGGUGACGGCGCACGAGAGGGGAUGGAAGAACGUAUUCAAGAUGAUGCCUGGACAUGUAACGAAGAUCCUCGUUAGAUUUUCUUACAUUCACUCCAAUGAAUCUUACGCCUUCGACGCUACUCAAGAGCCAGGCUACGUCUACCAUUGUCACAUAUUGGACCACGAAGACAAUAUGAUGAUGAGGCCCUUUGCGAUGGUCAAGUGACAACAUACAAUUAGUGUCUUCUCACCAAAAUGUUAAAUGGUUCUAUACGUCAAUUACAAAUUUACAAUUACGGAAUCCGAUCAUGUGUAGAUUGAGACUACAUGAAAUAUCGAAAAAAAUCUUAUGAAUAUUUUUGUCUAACAUUUACGGGCUUUAACCGGCCCAAUAACAAAAAAGUUGUGCUUUCUUA
Messenger RNA from Capsella rubella, 2225 nucleotides. RefSeq names its product multicopper oxidase LPR2. NCBI's taxonomy places the organism in Eukaryota, Viridiplantae, Streptophyta, Magnoliopsida, Brassicales, Brassicaceae. The record is from RefSeq and is a predicted model, not a curated record. Gene Ontology annotation, molecular function: oxidoreductase activity; copper ion binding. The transcript is spliced from 4 exons. Bases 275 to 2035 code for a protein of 586 amino acids.